AUGAUCGCACCACGGAUCGCGUCACGCGCGGCUCGGCGGGUGCUACGUGCAAGUGGCGUUCCUCGCAUUGCUCCGUCAGCAUCCGAUCCAACUAGCUUGGUUGACGUGUCUCGCGUGGCGCCGUCAGCAGCAGAUCUGGCUGACGUGGCUGACGUGUCUCGCGUGGUUGACGUGUCUCGCAUGGCUCGCAUGCCACAGUCAGCUGCAGAUCUGGCAGGCGUACGGCCGAUUUCCGCUGCCCGUGCGUGUUCGUCCGCGUUACUGGCAUCUCCAGUACCUGCAGCCGGGAUCCUACCGUCGACUCUAAUGUCUCCGUUGACGGGGUCAACUCGGUUGGUUUCGUCAAGCCCGUUGACCCCGUUGACUCCGUUGACUCUGAUUGCUUCGUCGGGUCUGUUAGCUCCGUCUACUCGGUUGACUUUGUCGGGCCCGCUGACUCGGUUGACUCAGACGCGCGGGUCGCAGUUCGCGUCGGGGUUCUCCAUGCCGCAGCCGAAGCGCCUCGAGGAGAUCAUGUCGCUGGACGCGCUGCGAGCAUGCGCGCCCGAAGAGAUUGCCGCUACGUGGAACAACCACCAUUUGGGUCGCACGCACGUCAGCACCGUGAUUUCCGCCGCUGCUUUCGAAACGCUGCAGCACAGAGCAAGAGUGUGUCCCAUGUUUGUGCUCCCAGUGGCGAGAAGCAAGGGAUUUGUCACCAUGCUCGCACAAGCUCAGAUGCCCCACCUCCUCUUCACUGGUCUUGAAGACUUUAAGGUCCGAGGCCCCUCUGCAUCGCCCUUCUUUACAGUCACACACUACCCAGACCUAGCGGCCGAGAAAGGGGUGGUUCUGGUCCGGGGAGACGUGGUUCUGCCCAGCAAGCUGAACGAUGAGGAGGCUCAGACUCUUUUGAAAGAUCUACACUCUUUCUACACUCAGGACUCGCGCUAUCGCCAUGUUGAGGCGUUCAAUAAGCGACCUGACGAGUUUGAUUAUCGUGCUGUUGUCAGGGCACUAGGAAUCGUUGCUUCUGGAUGGUAG
Closterium sp. Yama58-4 is the source of this 1023-nucleotide messenger RNA. Lineage: Eukaryota; Viridiplantae; Streptophyta; Zygnematophyceae; Desmidiales; Closteriaceae. The record is from the annotation of a GenBank genome assembly.